Messenger RNA from Aspergillus ochraceoroseus IBT 24754, 1029 nucleotides. RefSeq names its product peptidylprolyl isomerase. Lineage: Eukaryota; Fungi; Ascomycota; Eurotiomycetes; Eurotiales; Aspergillaceae. Bases 194 to 838 code for a protein of 214 amino acids. Gene Ontology annotation, molecular function: peptidyl-prolyl cis-trans isomerase activity. Gene Ontology annotation, biological process: protein peptidyl-prolyl isomerization; protein folding. Gene Ontology annotation, cellular component: endoplasmic reticulum; fungal-type vacuole. The record is from RefSeq and is a predicted model, not a curated record. The transcript is spliced from 7 exons.
AAUUCUUUGAGCAUAGUCUUGAAAAUUACAGAGCACCUUUCCCAACUUAGCAUAGCUCCAUCAUGAUGCAAGCUGGCCUCCCUCAUCGUCUUCCCCGAUAACGUCGAGAGCGACGGAAUGUUAUCUCCUCCAAUUCGACCUCUCGGUUCCCAUAUCUUCAUCACCAAAGUCCCGGAGGUACCAUUGUGAAAUAAUGGCGAACUUCAAAAGCAUUUUCUUGUCCUUUUUCGUGGUCCUAGCCAUUGGCCUGGCUCUCGUCCAGGCCUCUGAGACCCGCGGCCCAAAGAUUACCAACAAGGUCUACUUCGAUAUCGAGCAUGGUGAUGAACCCCUAGGCAGAAUUGUCCUGGGAUUGUACGGCAAGACCGUUCCCAAGACUGCUGAGAACUUCCGUGCCCUUGCUACAGGUGAGAAGGGCUUCGGUUAUGAGGGAUCUACCUUCCACCGCGUUAUCAAGAACUUCAUGAUCCAGGGUGGUGACUUCACCCGCGGCGAUGGUACCGGCGGAAAGUCGAUCUACGGCGCCAAGUUCGAAGACGAGAACUUCAAGCUUAGGCACACUCGCAAGGGUCUUCUGAGCAUGGCCAACGCCGGCAAGGAUACCAACGGCUCCCAGUUCUUCAUCACCACCGUUGUCACCUCCUGGUUGGAUGGCCGUCACGUCGUCUUUGGUGAGGUCCUCGAGGGCUACGAGAUUGUCGAGAAGAUUGAGAACGUCGCCAAGGGUCCAGGCGAUAAGCCCGCGAAGACGGUCAAGAUCGUAAAGAGCGGCGAGCUCGAGAUGGAAGCCGAACCCAAGGAGGAGGCUGAAAACAAAGGUAGCCACGAGGAGCUCUGAGCGGGCUCCCCGCUCCGUGUUUGCUGCAUAAGAAAGCCCUAAUGUGCUGAUGCAGCAGCACCCUUUCCCAUCAGCUCCUACGGAUCUUCAUCAUCUUUCUUGCCCCGGCUUGCAAUUCUUGUGGUGGUGGUUGGCGUGAUUGUGUUCGUGGCCAAGAGCUACAAAAAGAACAAGCUCCGCAAAGAGGAGGA